This is a messenger RNA of Neogale vison (American mink), 2873 nucleotides long. It is a transcript of the gene PLPP6, whose product is annotated as phospholipid phosphatase 6. The transcript has a single exon. NCBI's taxonomy places the organism in Eukaryota, Metazoa, Chordata, Mammalia, Carnivora, Mustelidae. Gene Ontology annotation, molecular function: sphingosine-1-phosphate phosphatase activity. The record is from RefSeq and is a predicted model, not a curated record. The coding region runs from base 17 to 901 and encodes 294 amino acids.
CGGGCCCCCCGCCGCGAUGCCGAGCCCCCGGAGGAGCGCGGACGGACGCCCGCUGGCCGCCUCGGCUUCGAGCAGCAGCAGCCCCGGCAGCCCGGCCCACGGCGGCGGCGGCGGCGGCGGCAGGUUCGAGUUCCAGUCGCUGCUCAGCAGCCGCGCGCCGGGCGCGGACCCCACCUGCGCCCGGCUCCGCGCGUCCGACAGCCCGGUGCACCGCCGCGGCUCCUUCCCCUUGGCCGGGGCGGGCCCCUCGCAGGCAGCCCCGGCCCCGCUGCCCGAGGAAGACCGCAUGGACCUGAACCCGUCCUUCUUGGGCAUCGCCCUGCGCUCCCUGCUGGCAAUCGACCUGUGGCUGUCCAAGAAGCUGGGGGUGUGCGCCGGGGAGAGCUCGUCCUGGGGUAGCAUGCGGCCCCUUAUGAAGCUGCUGGAGAUCUCGGGACACGGCAUCCCUUGGCUCCUGGGGACCCUCUACUGCCUGGCCAGGAGCGACAGCUGGGCCGGGCGCGAGGUGCUCAUGAACCUGCUCUUCGCCCUUCUCUUGGACCUGCUGCUGGUGGCCCUGAUCAAGGGGCUGGUGCGCAGGCGCCGCCCGGCUCACAACCAGAUGGACAUGUUUGUCACCCUCUCGGUGGACAAGUACUCCUUCCCCUCGGGCCAUGCCACCAGGGCCGCCCUGGUGUCGCGGUUCAUCCUGAACCACUUGGUGCUGGCCAUUCCGCUGAGGGUGCUUGUGGUCCUAUGGGCUUUCAUCGUGGGCUUCUCCAGGGUCAUGCUAGGGCGGCACAACGUCACUGAUGUGGCUUUUGGCUUUUUUCUGGGCUACACGCAGUACAGCAUCGUGGACUACUGCUGGCUUUCGCCCCACAGUGCCCCGGUCCUCUUUGUACUUUGGAACCAACAAUGACACCAUCUCAUUCAUUAUGGCACCCGGAGUUCUGAAGGUUUCCUCAUGCGAUGAAGCCAGUGUAAGCCAGAGGCAAUCCCGCUUGUCCCUUUAAGGACAUUUCAAGCUUCGUUUGGGAUUUCAGGUGUCAUUCCAUCUUGAUGGGUUGUUAGGCUGGAGAACAUGCUGGCCAUUAUGACCACAGCCAUAUUACAGAAAGCAAAAAAAAAAAAAAAAAAGCCCUCUAUUACAUAUUUAUUCAAUGACUGCUUAUAUCUCCAGGACAACUGCAAAGAAAACAAGCUGGGGUGACUGUAAUCGUGCUGUGUUUUAAAACAUGACAAAAGUAAAUUUGUGUUUUGUAGUAAUCCUUAAGUAUCACUUGUAAAGUGAACUUCGAAAAAAAAAAAACCUAUGAUCUUCAUUCUGUAAAUAUACGUGCAGAUACGCCACCUACUAAUACUAGGAUGAGGUAGAUUUUAAACAGUAUUUUAACAGUCUAAGACAUAGGUUCUUCUCAUUUAUUCCCUGAAAACCUGUUGCCACGGUGUCUUCUUAAUCCUGAUUUUCUUGAUAAGCUUUCUUAGUCUCUUCCAUCUUUGUGGCUUGGUAGUGAUAAGAGAGAUUAUAGUACAUAUCUUGCUUUCCUUUCCCUCUACCUCCUCAAAAACUGUUUAAAUAGGUAUUUAUUUCUCAUUUCUCUCUAAUGGUAUCUUUUUGCAUUUAGAGAACAAGCCUAGAACUUACUUGAAGAAGAAACAUUUAAAGGUGGGCAUAACACAGUGCUGAUAGAAAAGGAAGGAUGGGGCAAUGGCCAAAUGUUUAAUUCUGUUGAUGACAAAUAGUGUGGCAUGACAGAGGACAGAAAAGCUAACGAAGGCUAUCAGGAACUAAGAGUCUGGGGGUGGGCUUACCAUAUACUAUGUCCGUGGGCCAGUAUGGCGGGAGAUGGGGCUCUGCUGCCCAUCAUCUUUACUGAAUAAAGAUUACCUCAACUGAGGUAAUGGGAAAAUAAUGGUUCUUUGCAGUGCAAGGGCACAAACUUUCUCAGAGCCACCACAAGGAUGACCCUGUCUAUUAGAGUUUUUCAUAUGGAAUUCCACUUCCCUGUAUACAGCACACUUCAGGUAACAGUAUUUACUUGAAAUUCAUCAGGAGAGCCCACUGCUAUACCAGGCACAAGGUGUAACUAACUCCUAAAUUUCCCUUUACAUUGACCUUCACAUUUAAAGCAGUUUUUCCAGGAUGCCUCCCCAAAUCACAAGACCAAAGACCACCAAAUGCAGGAUGGACUCUAGUCAUUAUUCUUUGACCAGGGAAGACCAAGAACGGAAUGUGCUUUAAAUGCUGUUCUACCUGAAAAAUGAGAGAACUUUUGAAUUACCUCUGGAACUCGUAUUUUCAGAUGAAAAAAUUUUGACAUGUAUAAAGAGAGAGGAUUAUGGCCUUUGAUCUGUCAGGUAGAGGGCCACACAGGAAUCUGGAGAAUGGUGUGACAUGUGGGCUCUGACUGGAUAGAAAUGUGAACUUUCUGAAUGAAGAGGCACACGGAGGAACAGCUACUCAAAGUAAAAUAAAAUCAUUUGUAUUCCCACAACAUCCUGAACACAGACUACCUCUUCUCUCGCUGAAUCAAACUGUAAAGCUCUAAGUGAUUUGCUUUAUUGUUUAAUCUUAGAUCUUUUGUUUUAAUCCAGCAAUAUUCAGGUCGGAUCUUUUUGAAAGUAAUGAUACUUAUUUCCUUUUGCAGUGUUCAUAAGUCUGAAUAUUGGGGGCUCACAAUUAGUUUUAUCUUCAGGUUCCUGGUUAUACUUCUGGAAUUCCCUGUCUUAGCUGAUGCGGACCUGAGUUUGCAGGCUUUUAAAGCACAGAUCAAUUCAACUGAUGUCUCUGAAACACUCUACCAUAGAGUAGAAAAUUAUUUUACUGUAAAUUAAUUGUACACUAAAGAAUGCCUUUUAAAAAUUAAAAUAAACCAGUAAUGUUGAAUGAA